Messenger RNA from Ogataea philodendri, 288 nucleotides. RefSeq lists its product as uncharacterized. Bases 1 to 288 code for a protein of 95 amino acids. The record is from RefSeq and is a predicted model, not a curated record. The transcript has a single exon. NCBI's taxonomy places the organism in Eukaryota, Fungi, Ascomycota, Pichiomycetes, Pichiales, Pichiaceae.
AUGCCAGCUGAAGGAGCCAUCUGCAAGGCCGACCCGAUCGACGACACUGGUUUGUUUGGCGGAACGGUGCCUGUUGGUGUUUUGAUGAACAGACUGUUUUCGAAAGCAGGCUCAAAAUGCGGCACCUGGUUCAGGUUCAGUGGCAUUUCUUUGUUCCCGGUCAGGCCAUCGAGCUUGUUUAACAGUGGAUCGUUGUCCAGGUUGAUGGAGUUGAUCAUAUCCGAAUCGUCGAUCAUGGAAAGGAAUUCCGUCAACGAGUUGAACUCGGAGCCAGCGUGCUCUGAAUAG